CCUGACAUGGCGGGAAUUUCAGACGUUAGCUAGCUAACACGCUACCCAGCUCUCUGUUUACAUCUCCGACCUAGGUCAAUUGUCAGAAAGUGGAACGGGACCGCUACAAGGUGUGCUCAACUUUCAAGUUUAUGAGGGUACCUAAGGCCAGCCAGGGAGACCUAGCCAGCCAUCGUUAAAGCCAUAGUAAUUUAUCAGCGUGUUACCCAGGGUACAUAAACAACCAAUCAAAAGUGGCUUCUUGACCGACAAGUUAUUAAGCCAAUAUGCCUCCACCCACCGUGGAAUACACCAUAGGAGGGGUGAAGAUACAAUUUCCCUGCAAGGCUUAUCCAUCCCAACUGGCCAUGAUGAAUUCAAUCGUUCGAGGGUUGAACCACAGUCAGCACUGUCUUCUGGAGAGCCCUACUGGGAGUGGGAAGAGCCUGGCCCUGCUGUGUUCGGCCCUGGCCUGGCAGCAGGCACACCUUGCUAAGCUUGAAGAAGGAGCCAACACACAGGAGGGGAAAAGCCAAGCUGAGGCCAAAAAAACAGACGUUAACACACCCUGCCAGUGUGCGUGCCACAGCAAGGCCACAUGGGUCCCCACUACGCCCAAGCCAGCCAUGGUGGACCUGACUGUCAUAGACACAAAUAUGGGGGGACUUAACACAUCUCCUUCUGCAGACAAGGAGUUCAAACCCAAGAGUCAGUCAUUGGCCUCUCGUCUGUCUGAAAAGCUGCAAAGCUCCUCAGACAAGGACGACGACUUUCAGCCUGACAGAAAACGCAUUCGCACCCCAUUGGUCGACCAGAAGGGUCGUAAGAGGAGAUGUCUGGAGAAGGGGGUGGUCUUCAUAGACGACGAGUCAGAGGAGGAGAGGCCAGGCGUGUCUGGGAAGACCUGGUCCAUGGAGCUGAGCGCCCAGGCCCAGAGCAUGGACCUGCCCUCCGCCUGCUGUUCUCCAGCGGCCUGCUCUCUCUGCCCAUGUGCCUCGCCCAAAGGAGGGCUAACGGGCCCAGGCGGCAAGUCUUCAAAGGACAAAGAGAAAGAUGGCAAAAAGAAGGUGCCGAAAAUCUUCUUUGGCACGCGCACCCACAAGCAGAUCACGCAGAUCUCCCACGAGCUCAAGCGCACCCUCUACUCCAGGGUGCCCAUGACCAUCCUGUCCAGCCGAGACCACACCUGCGUCCACCCAGAGGUGGUGCCGCACUCCAACCGCAACGAGCGCUGCAAGGAACUGCUCGAGUCCAAAAAUGGCUACUCGUGCCGCUACUACCACGGAGUGCACAAGAUGCGUGAGCAGAGCACGCUGCAGGGGGUCCACGGGCUGCACCAGGCGUGGGACAUCGAGGACCUGGUCCGCCUGGGCGGCCGCCUGCGCUCCUGCUCCUACUACGCCGCCCGCGAGCUCAUGCAGGACGCCCUCAUCAUCUUCUGCCCCUACAACUACCUGCUGGACCCCCUCAUCAGGGAGAGUUUGGAGAUCAACCUGAAGGGGCAGAUCGUGGUGCUGGACGAGGCCCACAACAUUGAGGACUGCGCCCGCGAGAGCGCCAGCUACGCGCUCAGCGAGGCCCAGCUGCUGGUUGUCCGGGAGGAGCUGGACGGCAUGGUCAACCACAACAUCCGGCGCUCCCACCACGAGCCCCUGCGAGCGUUCUGCUGCAGCCUCAUCAACUGGAUAAAGGAGAGCUGCAGUCUGCUGGCAGAGAGGGAGUAUGAGAUGUCAUGCAAGGUGUGGCAUGGGAAGGAGGUCCUGGGGAUCUUCCAUGUCAUGGGCAUCACCGCUGACACCUUUGACUUGCUGCAGAAGCACCUGGCGGCAGCGCUGGAGAAGGAGGAGCGUGUGGGCGUGGUGAACGGGAAGGAGGACGUGGUGGAGAUCCCCACCAUCAGCUCCGUGUCCUCCUCCAUCCUCAAGAGCCUGUUCAUGGUGCUGGACUACCUCUACAGGGGCAACAGCAGGUUUGCGGAGGACUACCGCGUGGCCCUGCAGCAGACGUACGUGUGGACCACCCAGCCAGACGUCCCAGACGCCCAGGGCUUCUUCGCCCGGCCCCAGCGCAGGGGCCGACGCCAAGGGGGGGCCCAGCGCACCAAGACCCUGGUCCACACGCUCAGCUUCUGGUGCCUCAACCCCGCCGUGGCCUUCUCAGACCUGAGUGAGUGUGUGCGCACCAUCGUCCUGACCUCCGGCACGCUGUCGCCCAUGGGCUCCUUCUCCUCCGAGCUGGGGGUCAAGUUCUCCAUCCAGCUGGAGGCCAGCCACGUCAUCAGCAAGUCCCAGGUGUGGGUGGGCACGAUUGGCUCGGGGCCGCAGGGGCGCAAGCUGUGCGCCACCUUCCAACACGCGGAGACCUACGCCUUCCAGGACGAGGUGGGCGCCCUGCUGCUGCAGGUGUGCCAGGCUGUGGGCAGGGGCGUGCUCUGCUUCCUGCCCUCUUACAAGAUGCUGGACAAGCUGCGUGAUCGCUGGACCAACACAGGCCUCUGGGACAAGCUGCAGGAGAGGAAGACUGUGAUCACAGAGCCUCGCGGGGGGGCCAAGGGAGACUUUGACCAGCUGCUGCAGACCUACUAUGACGCCAUCAAGUGCUGUGGGGAGAGAGAUGGAGCACUGCUCCUGGCCGUGUGCAGGGGCAAGGUGAGCGAAGGGCUUGACUUCACGGACGACAACGCCAGGGCUGUGGUCACCAUUGGUAUUCCCUUCCCAAACAUCAAAGACCUGCAGGUGGAGCUGAAAAUGAAGUAUAAUGAUCAGCACUGCAAAGCCAGGGGGCUUCUACCUGGCAGUCGCUGGUAUGAGAUCCAGGCGUACCGAGCACUGAACCAGGCUCUGGGGAGGUGUAUCCGGCACAAGAAUGACUGGGGUGCCCUGAUUUUGGUGGAUGACCGUUUCCGGAACAACCCUAACAAGUACAUUACAGGUCUGUCCAAGUGGGUGCGUCAGCUGGUGAAGCACCACGACACCUUUAACGGGGCCAUGCAGUCUCUCACCAACUUCUCCCAGUGCCAGCAGGAGGCAGUGGAGGGCCACGCAGGAAGCCCAAGCCUGAAUGGCCCAGUCUCAUCACCUGCUAGCCUAUGUUUAAUGACUCUGGAACAGCCGCAAUCUGACAGCAUGGUGGGCUCUCUCCUCGGAGCCCCAGUACCUCAGGCAUGCCCAGAGGGGCCUAAAGUGUGCCAUCAGACCAACAGCUCCAGGGUUCUCUCAGAAGUUUCCGAGCCCCCGGUUGUCCCCGGGUGUAGUGAUGAUGCAGAUGGCAGAGCAGCAGAGCAGAGUCCAGCGAUGCCCUUCACCCCUCAGAGCAGUUAUGCCAAGACACCAACUCGACCCUUGUAUGACCUCUUCACAUCCACCCCAACUAGAAACCGCUUCAAGAAACCAAUCUUUCAGGCAAGAGACUCUGGCAGGGGUGCCAAUCAGUUUGCAAAAUCAACCUUAACAGAAAACAAGGAGAACCAGCAGGAUGUUACCUGUCAGAUCGAAGAAAGGCAACAACCUUCCCAGGGACAAGGUGUUUGCGAAGAGACUAAUAGGACAGAGGCCCUGCAAUCCUGUCAAGGGUUGGAACUCUCCCCUCUGCAGGUUCCUCUGACCUGUGAACCAAGACAGACUGCUGUGGAUGAAGACCCUUUCCUGCAAGAGGGGGAGGAAGACGAGGAAGACGAGACUAUCUUUUUCACUCCAGAGCUUUUUGAGGAUGAUGAGGAUGAAGGUAGCCCUCAGAAAGAGAGAGGGCCCUUGUCUCUUCCCAAGACGGGUUGUGGGGCAGGUCUGGAAGGCAUGGUUGUGGACAACCAUCCUAUCUUUAACCGGACAGACCAGGUGUCUGAAAACAUUUUAGCCCUAGACGAUCAAGCUAAACUGCAAGUACAGGAACAAAUUCAAGGGUCAGUGAAAGUUCAGGGACAAGAGCAGAAGAAUCAGGGGCAGAACAGGCAGGGAAACAGCAGGACACGCAAACUGUCCAGGUCCAGACAGAAAGAUCCCUCCACCUUAUGCUCAGCAGAAAAUUGUGCGAAAUCUUGUGGGGAUGGACAGUUUCAAUCUGGGAAACAUACUCUAACAAAGACUCAGGCCCAGGCCAGGUGCCACCAGCGUGGAAAAGCCAGGGUCAGAAUAGGGCUGCUCACCAAUCCCUCUCGGGUUGUUCCAGCUCAGACCACAAAUAAGGUGACCAAUGUCGGAACAACCAAGGAGCGGUCUGCUAAUGUGACCUGUCUGCAGACUGAGGAGGCAGGAGGAGAGAAGACUGUGUCAUCAGCAAACAACCUGAUAUCUCCAUUGCUAGGUGGUAUGGGUCAGGACAGUAGCUGCAAGACUGGAGUAUUCUGUAAACAGUACCAGCUAGCUCUCAGACCAACGUGGAGACGUACAGUAAAGAAAGAACAAAGCGAUUUGGGCACUACUGAGAAUAUUAACAGAGUGCAGUUUGACAUUGUCACACCGGAGCAGGAAGGUAUAAAUAUACAGAGGUCAUGUAAUCGGAAGCGGAAAAGAGCUAAUAUGGCAUCUGAAAGAAGAAAGAGAGCUUAUGACCAGACACCUUGUACUACAGGACUCUUCUGUACAAAGUGUAGCCUGGAGCUACUGCCAGUGGCAGAGGGUGUGCUGCGCAGUGCCAAAUGUGAGCUUGAACGCUUGCCCAUUCUGGGGGACCACAUAUCCUGCGACGUCGAUGCCAAAGUUCGGUGUCGGUGCACACCACCCAGUCCCACACAACCGUGUGACUCGGCUGCCCUGCUCAUGGUUCAGGACCUCCAAGCCUUGCAGAGCUUAAGGAACUCUCUCCAGCCCUUUUGUAAAAACUCAACAGCAUACAACGCCAUCUGGGACCCUGCUGAAUGCUCAGUUACCAGGCUCCUGCACUGCAUAGGCUGUGCAUCUCAAGACCCCUCAUCUGCAAGUGUAAUGGCAUUUGAAAUCCAUCACCCACGGGAUCCAGCACUGGACCAGACCAUGCAUCUGGAGUCAUCAAAAGAUCCAGCAUUUCUACCACAACAGCCUCUGUAAUGAGACCCUGUUUUCCCCCAAAACAUGUGCAUAUUUCACUGAGAGCCAACCAGAUGUACCUUUGAUCAAGGGACACCGCCACAGUUAAGUGUCCCACCACCAGAGAGUUGAACCCACAACCCCCCCUCUGGCCUCACUCCUGAACCCCCUUCACAGCCAUUCUCUCACAGCCUGACCCACCUCUUUGGGGAGUCCAGAGUUCCCUUGACUCCUUCCCAUUCUGCUGCACUUCCUGUGGCCCCUGGCAGAGGUCAGUCAGGUGGGAUUGUGUUGAAUUGAAACAGUGGUUGGUGAGGAAGAAGAGGAUAUGGGACUGUCCUCUGCCACCUCUCAGAUCCACCUCCCUAACUUGUGGUUCAGUAUCACCCAUCCAUGGGGUGACAGAUAUGAAACACCCUAAAACACGCUAGCCCACCAACCAACCCUUCUUUGCACUUUUAUCUCUUUUGCAACGGAUCUUGCCGCAUGUGGAUCAAAUCAGGAUCCUCCACUAAUUGACUAUUUACAGGGCUCCAGAAAAGCCCUAAUGGACUUGAUAUUAAAUCCCUCUUCAAGUAUUUAAAGUGUGUUUUCUGAGUGCCUGGGUGAGG
This is a messenger RNA of Osmerus eperlanus (European smelt), 5590 nucleotides long. RefSeq names its product BRCA1 interacting helicase 1 (gene brip1). Bases 267 to 5000 code for a protein of 1577 amino acids. The transcript is spliced from 28 exons. Lineage: Eukaryota; Metazoa; Chordata; Actinopteri; Osmeriformes; Osmeridae. Gene Ontology annotation, molecular function: DNA helicase activity; hydrolase activity, acting on acid anhydrides, in phosphorus-containing anhydrides; ATP binding. Gene Ontology annotation, biological process: nucleotide-excision repair; double-strand break repair involved in meiotic recombination. Gene Ontology annotation, cellular component: nucleus. The record is from RefSeq and is a predicted model, not a curated record.